Molecule: messenger RNA, 4436 nt
Organism: Hippopotamus amphibius kiboko
Lineage: Eukaryota; Metazoa; Chordata; Mammalia; Artiodactyla; Hippopotamidae
Product: galactoside alpha-(1,2)-fucosyltransferase 2
Exons: 2
Coding region: 128-1174 (348 amino acids)
Biological process (GO): carbohydrate metabolic process
Cellular component (GO): membrane
Molecular function (GO): galactoside 2-alpha-L-fucosyltransferase activity
Source: RefSeq, a predicted model, not a curated record
CUGGGCAGGUUUUCGGCCACCAGUGCAGGAAGGUUCGGGAGAUUCUGACUGAGGAGUGGACCCCGCGAGGGGAGGGAACGCUCUUAGCUGCUCGCCCAGCCGCUUUGUCAUCCACCCAGAACCAGCCAUGCUCAGCAUGCAGGCACCUUUCUUCUUCCCCACAGCCCCAUUCCUCCUCUUUGUCUUCGCGGCUUCCACCAUAUUUCACCUUCAGCAGAGGCUAGGGAAGAUUCAACACACAUGGGAAUUUGAGACCCUGGAGCUGGUGACCACUGAGACCUCCCCGAGCCCCCGGUUGGGCCACCAGACGAGCCCCCAGCUGAAGGGCAUGUGGACGAUCAAUGCCAUAGGCCGCCUGGGGAACCAGAUGGGGGAGUAUGCCACCCUGUACGCCCUGGCCAAGAUGAACAGGCGGCCGGCCUUCAUCCCGCCCCAGAUGCACAGCACGCUGGCCCCCAUCUUCAGAAUCACCCUCCCUGUCCUGCACGACUCCACGGCCAGCCAGAUCUCCUGGCAGAACUACCACCUGAACGACUGGAUGGAGGAGCAGUACCGCCACAUCCCGGGGGAGUAUGUGCGCCUCACUGGCUACCCCUGCUCCUGGACCUUCUACCACCACCUCCGCGCCGAGAUCCUCCAGGAGUUCACCCUGCACGACCACGUGCGCAAGGAGGCCCAGAAUUUCCUGCGGGGUCUGCAGGUGAAUGGGAGCCGACCAAGUACCUACAUAGGGGUCCACGUGCGCCGCGGGGAUUACGUCCAUGUUAUGCCCAACGUGUGGAAGGGUGUGGUGGCCGACCGGCGAUACCUAGAGCAGGCCCUGGACUGGUUCCGGGCUCGCUACAGCUCCCCCAUCUUUGUGGUCACCAGCAACGGCAUGGCCUGGUGUCGGGAAAACAUUGAUGCUUCCCGCGGGGAUGUGGUCUUUGCCGGCAGUGGCAUUGAGGGCUCACCUGCCAAGGAUUUCGCGUUGCUCACGCAGUGUAAUCACACCAUCAUGACCAUUGGGACGUUUGGAAUAUGGGCCGCCUACCUCGCAGGUGGAGAGACCAUCUACCUGGCCAAUUACACCCUCCCAGACUCUCCCUUCCUCAAACUCUUUAAGCCAGAGGCAGCCUUCCUGCCAGAGUGGGUUGGGAUUGCAGCAGACCUGUCCCCACUCCUCAAGCACUGAUGUUAGCUGGUCCUUGGCACCCCAUUCUCCUUUUCGGGGUCCCCCAAGAUCAGUCCCAACGUAUGAGGAGCACAUUGGUACAUUUUCCAGGAUGCUUCCCUCUUGUACCAUAAUGCUUCAGCCUACAAGUAACAGAAGUCCCAACUAACUUGUUUAAAUAACAUGUUCAUGUGUCUCACACAACAGGACCAGAGAUGGCACAUCUCCAGGGUUAAUUUAGCAGCUCAACAAUGUCAUCAGCAACCCCAGUUCCAUCCAUCUUGUUGAGCUGCCAUAAUCUCUUAAAUCAGCUCCCACAUGGUCCCCAUGGUCCCAAGAGGGCUGCCACAUACCUGUGUGUCACACAGCAUAUCCUCUUCCCAAGGCAGCCAAAAGAGGUUUGUUCUUAUCUUAGGUCCCUUUUGAAGAGUGUAGGAAACCUUCCAAAUCCUCCAGCAACUUGACCCCAUGUCUCACUGACCAGAAGUGUGCCACCUGACCCUUUAUAAGGCAUAGUGAACGAGACCCUGGGUUUGACUUAGCUUCAGAUCAAUAAAUCUUUGCCCCCUGCAGCUGGGGAGUUGAUCAGCCUCCUCUGAAGGACAUGGUGCCUUACAGUAAGAAAAUUGGGGUGCUCUUACCAAGGAAGAAGGGAGCAAUGUCUAUAGGGUACAAAAGAGGGAAGCCCUGAAUUAUUGUGCAGGUUGGUCACUACACAAAGGCCCCUGGCCAAGGAGGCAAGUGGGGCUUAAAUAGAGCCCACAGUCUGAUCUUCAAACUGUGUGUCCCUGGGACUAUGUCCACGCAGAGGGCUCACUUUUUUCUAGUUAGCCUGCCCAGAGUGGGACCUUUCGUCCAGUUUUCACAAGAGAGCCAUACUGGCUAGUAGGUGUGACUCCAAGACUAUGUGCCCCACCUCUGCAACCCUGGCUUCUGGGGACUACAGUGAUUAUUGUCGAGAACUCAGAGACCAGCAUGGCUCAAUGAACUUGACCAGAGUCCAUUCAAGUAAAUGCGUGUAGUGAUGAACCUAACAGACAAGACCCCUGCUCUCAAGGACUGCAUUAACAAAACAAAGUGGCUUAAAACGACAGCAGUUAAUUAUUCCCCAUCAGUCUGCGGGUCAGCUGGGUGAUUCUCUGCUCCCGUGCAACCUUAACUGGGUUCUCUUACGUGGCUGCAUUUAUGUGGUGCUCAUUUGGAGUAUCCUGCAGGACAGGGUAGCUUAGACUUCCUCACAACACGGCUUUCAAGUUGUUUGCUGAAACACUUGGUCUUGGAGUCCUCAGUCAUCAUCAUCGUGUAAGAAGUCCAGCUAUCUGAAGCUGCCAUGCUGUGAGGAAGCCCAAACCCAAUGAGAGGCCACAGAUUAACAGUCUUGGCUGAGGCCAGCUUCAAGUCAUCUGAGCCUGGGCAUCAGAUAUGUGAGUGUAGAAGCCUCCAGAUGAUUCCACAGUUCCAGUCAACCUAGCAUUUAGAGUGAUCCAGCGGAGGCUCCUGACAAUGCUUUGCAGAGACAAGCCAUAUCUGAAUUCCUGAUUCACAGAUUCUCUGAGCACGAUACUCUGAUUGUUUUAUGCCACCAAGUUUUGGGAUAAUCUGGCAGGCAGCCAUGAAUAACUGGAUAACAGACUAAACAGAUUAUUCUCUGUAUUUGCAAAAUCUUUUAUGACUUUGGCAUGAAGUAGGCCAACAUGAACAUCCCCACCUGACUUGAGAUCCCAUGUGCAAAGGUCCUGUGGCGGGCUGGGGUGGGUGGAUGGGGAGUCUGGUUAUAUGUAAGAGUGAAAUGAGACCAGUAUGGCUGGAGCACAUGGAGACAGAUAUAGGUGGAGAAGUUAUCAGGGUGGGACUCUGAAGUACCUGUCGACCACGCUAAGGACUUCGGGUUUUAUUCUAAGACCAAUGGGAAACCAUCAGAGGGCUUCAAUUAGGGGAGUGAUAUGAUCUGAUUUGCUGUGUGGACACAUAUCUAGCUGCUAUGUGGAGAUACAGCUGUAGGGACAAAGAUGGAGACAGACCAGUAAGAAGGCUACUGUAACAUUCCCAGCAUGCAAUGAUGGCGGACCAAGGAGAUAAUGGUGAAAUAGAAAUCUCAUUGCAAGGGCCCAACAGACAUUCCUAGUGUCUCUCUGCCACAGUUUGACAUUUCUGAAAAAGACAAUCUGACUGGCUCAAUCAGAUUGAUAUUUGAGUCAGUUAUCCACCAUGAGUCAAUUACUUGAGGCUGUGGGGAGGGGGUCACCUAAGACAAACAUGGCUGCCAUGUUUGUAAGGGAGUUGAUUCAAGAGGUAAUGAAAGAAUACCCUAAGAAUUGGCAAGAUACUCCAAAAAUGGGUACAUUGGAAAAAAGGGUUCACCACUCACAUUUCAGUGAGUGAAACAAGUCAUGUGGUCACACCCAAUUUCAAAGAGGUGUCGAUGAAAAUUAAUCAACGGAUCUAAGAAAGAAAUGGAAAUUUUUAUUUGAGCUAGAUUUGAGGAUUAUAACCCUGGGAAGAGCAUCUCAGAAAGCUCAGAAAACUGUUCCACUGGUUAGAAAUCAAGCCAAGGUUAUACAAGUUUUUUCUGAGACGGAGGGCUGAACAUCAAAUGAUGUAUCAUUGACAGUUUACAUAAUCCAGAUCUAAGCAUCAUCCUGGUGGGUCAUGUGUCAGGAUCCCCUGACAAGAUCAAGAAGGAAUGUUAUCUUUUAAGGAGUUGUCUUGUUAGUUCUGGGAGAAUGUUGCUGUUUAUGAUUGAGCAGGUAUUCCUCCUUAUGGGGGAGGUUUGGUCGAUGGAUAAUGCAGAUACACAAUGCACACUGAGGGGAUAGGGGAGGCUAAAGGGCAGAGAAAAAUCUUUAUGUUUAAAUUUUUCUUGUCUUGCCAUAAAACAUGAAUUUUAUUUCACAGAGGGCAAGUAAGAGCAACCUGCCCACAUGCCCCAGAUUUAUGCACAGCUCUGACAACUACCUCACAUCUCCUUGCAGGCCUCUGCAGUCUCUCUGGGUGGCUCUUUUGGGGCCCCUUUCUUGUGGCUUAGUACCCGUGAAAUGGGAUGCCACUGUAAUUACUAGCUAAUAGGUUUCUUGGUAACUCUAUUUAAGGAUUCCCCUUUCAAAUUUCCAGGCUUAUUUUAUACAACUUGAAUGGGUGCUGGUCACUGGACCAGGUUUUUCUAUUUAAAACAAAAAGAGGGGCUUCCUAGGUGGCGCAGUGGUUAAGAAUCUGCCUGACAAUGCAGAGGUCACGGGUUCGAUCCCAGCUCCAGGAAGAUCCCACAUGCCACGGAGCAACUAAG